UUGCCAACAAGAGUCUUAGAAAUGUCUGGAAGCGCAGGAGAAUGGUGUCUCAUGGAAAGUGAUCCUGGCGUUUUCACAGAAUUAAUCAAAGGCUUUGGUUGUAAAGGAUCUCAGGUGGAAGAAAUAUGGAGUAUGGAACCAGAGAACUUUGAAAACCUUAAACCAGUUCAUGGGUUGAUCUUCCUGUUCAAGUGGCAGCCUGGAGAGGAACCAGCAGGAUCUAUUGUUCAAGAUUCAAGGCUUGACAACAUCUUCUUUGCCAAGCAGGUGAUAAACAACGCCUGUGCUACUCAGGCCAUUGUAAGCGUGCUGCUGAACUGCACCCACUCUGAUGUAGAACUGGGAGAGACACUCACAGAGUUCAGAGAAUUCUCACUCAGUUUUGAUGCUGCUAUGAAGGGUCUGGCUCUCAGCAACUCUGAAGUCAUUAGGCAAGUUCACAACAGUUUUGCAAGACAGCAGAUGUUUGAGUUUGACGCCAAGUCUUCAGCAAAGGAUGAGGAUGCAUUCCAUUUUGUAAGCUAUGUCCCUGUCAAUGGGAGGCUUUAUGAGCUGGAUGGUCUACGUGAAGGACCCAUUGAUCUCGGAGUUUGCAACCAGGAUGAUUGGAUCAAUGCAGUUCGACCGGUGAUUGAGAAAAGAAUACAGAAGUACAGUGAAGGAGAGAUCCGCUUCAACCUAAUGGCCAUUGUCUCGGACAGGAAGAUGAUAUAUGAGAGGAAGAUAGCUGAGCUACAGGUCCAGUUAGCAGAGGAAGAGCCAAUGGAUACCGACCAGAACAGCACCCUUCUAAGCUCCAUCCAAUCAGAAAUUGCCAAGUAUCAGCUGCUGAUCGACGAGGAGAAUCAGAAACUUAAACGAUACAAGAUCGAAAAUAUUAGACGAAAGCAUAACUACCUACCCUUCAUCAUGGAACUACUGAAGACGCUUGCAGAAUACCAGCAAUUGAUACCAUUGGUGGAAAAGGCAAAGGAGAAGCAGAGUGCCAAAAAAGUCCAAGAAGCAAAGUGACCACACACACGUGCUUGUCAGUCUUAUUCAUUUGAAGGGGCGGAAAUCUCGCUCCCUACCAUUGUCUGGUGACCCCCACCCCCAUCUUGGACACACAAGCACAGGUGGUGGGACAAAAAGACAACCUUGUUGACUGUCCCACCCAGAUCUACCCCUCAGUUGUAAUGCAUGCCCUGAAAGAUAUGAACCUGUCUUAUUUUCAUAAUAAAAUGUUUAGCUGUUCGAAA
Molecule: messenger RNA, 1238 nt
Organism: Esox lucius (northern pike)
Lineage: Eukaryota; Metazoa; Chordata; Actinopteri; Esociformes; Esocidae
Gene: uchl5
Product: ubiquitin carboxyl-terminal hydrolase L5
Exons: 12
Coding region: 22-1011 (329 amino acids)
Biological process (GO): protein deubiquitination; ubiquitin-dependent protein catabolic process
Cellular component (GO): cytoplasm; Ino80 complex
Molecular function (GO): proteasome binding; cysteine-type deubiquitinase activity
Source: RefSeq, a predicted model, not a curated record